Hydra vulgaris (swiftwater hydra) is the source of this 1161-nucleotide messenger RNA. RefSeq names its product NAD-dependent protein deacylase sirtuin-6. Gene Ontology annotation, cellular component: nucleus. The record is from RefSeq and is a predicted model, not a curated record. Gene Ontology annotation, biological process: negative regulation of transcription by RNA polymerase II. NCBI's taxonomy places the organism in Eukaryota, Metazoa, Cnidaria, Hydrozoa, Anthoathecata, Hydridae. Gene Ontology annotation, molecular function: histone H3K9 deacetylase activity, NAD-dependent; transcription corepressor activity; NAD+ binding.
CUUAAAGAAAAAAAAUAUCCAUUUUUUUAAUUUUCAUUACAUGGUAGAAAUAUGUCAGUCAAUUAUGCUGCUGGAUUGAGUAAUUUUCCCCAUAUACACAAAGGAAACCUUGGACUGCCAGAGAUUUUUGAUUCGCCUGAUGUUCUUCAAAAAGGAAUUGAUCAACUUGUUCAUCUUAUAAAGCAGUCAAAGUAUAUGGUGGUGCACACAGGUGCUGGGAUAAGCACAUCUGCUGGCAUACCUGAUUUUAGAGGACCUAAUGGAGUUUGGACACUUGAAGCUAAGGGAAAAUCACCGAAAGUUAGUAUAGAUUUUGAUGAAGCUGUACCUACCAAGACUCACAUGAGUAUUUUAGCACUUAAACAACAUGGAAUUGUAAAGUAUGUAGUCAGUCAAAAUAUUGAUGGCCUUCAUCUUCGUUCUGGUUUUCCAAGGUCACAUUUAUCUGAACUUCAUGGUAAUAUGUUUGUUGAAAAAUGUGAAAAAUGUCAACAUGAAUACUAUCGAUGCACUCCUGUCAAAACAAUGAAGGAGCAAAGAACUGGUAAUUUAUGUCAACAAAAAGGAAAGCGUGGCUUAAGCAACUGCAGAGGUAAACUUCGUGACACCAUUUUGGAUUGGGAAGCCAGUUUACCUCCAAAUGAUCUUUUAAGAGCAGAAAAUGAAACAAAGAAAAGUGAUUUGUCGCUGUGUUUGGGAACAACUUUACAGAUUGUACCGAGUGGAAAAAUUCCUCUUUUAACUAUUAAAAAUAACGGAAAGAUAGUUAUUGUUAAUCUCCAAAAAACAAAAUACGAUAAAAAGGCUAGCCUACUUAUUCAUUCAUACGUCGAUGAUGUAAUGCAAGGAGUAAUGAAAGGCCUGGGGCUUGAUAUUCCGGAAUAUAACAUUAAUUUAUACUUGGGAAUUGUUACGUAUUUUCCAGACGAUAAUAUAAGCAAAAUUAAAAAUCAAAAUAGUAAUGAAAGUAAAGAAAAACCAAUUGUUUACGCUACCGAGAAAGUAAAGGAUGACCCUGACGAAAAAACUCUGAAUUAUCCUAAAGUAGAAAACAAUGAGGAAAAUGCUGUUAAGAAAGUGAAAAAAUUUUAAGACAUGUUUAAAUUUCCAUUUUAACGCAUGCUCAUAAAUAACAUACUUAAUAUAUUCUUUAAUUUAUAA